Symbiodinium sp. CCMP2592 is the source of this 2196-nucleotide messenger RNA. The record is from the annotation of a GenBank genome assembly. Lineage: Eukaryota; Dinophyceae; Suessiales; Symbiodiniaceae.
AUGGCAGCUGCGGGAUCGGCUGGGGAACCUGCGGCGGCGAGCGGAGAGACUGCACUGGGGGCACUGUGCUGCCAAAAGUGUGGCCAGUCGACGACCAUGUCGCUGUCAUCAGCGACUGGUCGAAAUCCAUUGCUCCGAGCCUGUAAUGGCUGUUUGGCAACGGAUCGCUGGAUCAGCCGCAUCACAACGAAACCCAAGAACCGCGAAGAAACUGAAGACGAAAAGCAAAGGAGGGCGAACGGUAUGAAGAUAAAAGAGGACCUCAAGAAGAAGUCGGCUGAAGAGAAGAAAGCCUUCUACCUCGAACAGAAAGUCAACCGCCAAGCGGAGGACCAGAAGAAGAAAAGGACGUUCUCGUCCGCGGUGGGAUCCGUGGAGGAGUCGAGGGAGGCCGCGGCGCUGAGAGACGAUGUCACGAAUUACAUACCCUUUAAGAAAUGGGCGGCUCAGGAAAUGGCACUCCGAAUCUAUUCGAGUCUCGGUGAGGCGAAGGUUGCCUGGGAGAAGUUGCUUCAGGAUCCGAGCACAGUGAGCAUAAUGGAACACGGUGAGGCGCUCGUGUUGGAUUAUUCGGGCAUCCAAGUCCGUGGACGACAGUCCCACAGCCUCAAGUCAGCCAUGCGGCAGAGGAUGGACAUCUCCGAGCAGAAGGAUUUGGAUGAGUACAUGGAGGAGUCCGACUCCCGCAUCAAAAGGGGCCGGUCGAGGCUGGCUGUGGAGAUGACCGCGAACUCGGAAAAGACCGGCGACGAGCCCAUGUCCGUCAUCCCACUGCUGACGGUUUCAAAGGAUUUGAGCCAGCUGCGGGAACUGGAGGAGGCCCGAGAUGCGGAUCUGCAGAUGCAGGCAAUUGCCAUAGAGGAAAGCCAGAGGCAGGAAAAGGAGGAGAGAAAGCGGAAGGCCGAGGCCGUCGAGAAGAGCCUGCCUCUGGAGAAGUUGGCCCUGCAGGCCUCCCGGAAGAAGGCCAUCCAAACGAUGGGAGAUGUUGUCCUCCGGAACCAGGCGACAAUCACAGCACUCUCCGCUGACAGCCACAAGCUUUGUGAGUUUGAGAACCAGGACCUGAAGGACGAACUGAAAGAGAAGAUGAGCCACGUCGACCGGGCUAUUGCGGUUCUGGGUGAGGAGAUCGCCAAGUAUGACUCUGAGUGGGAGAAGAAGGAAGUGGAGGCCACAACCACGGCGGAUGAGAUGGCCGAGCUCCGAGGGGAGAUCGCAGUGGUCCUCAAGGGGUUCCACUCCAACAACGACUCAUGCAAGAACGUGAAGAACAAGAUCCAAGACGUGCGAAUUUGGAUGGCGAAGACGAAGAAAUCGAUCAACGAGCGAGAGAAAGCAGCUGCCAAAACAGCCGCUGGAAAGAAGAUGGGCAAGCUUGCAGCAAGCAUGCCCCUGGAAGCCUUGGCCGAGAAAUUGGCGAAGGAGCUGACGGGUGAAAGCUCCUUUGGCAGCGUGGACUACAGCUUGACCCCCAAGCAGCUGCUGGAGAAGCUGGCCCCGGUCACCUUCGAUCUUGCUCGGGGGAAGAGCCUCUGCGAGACAGUGGCCACCCUCGACUACUACCGACUUCAGCAGUCGUGGGUGCUUGAGAAGAUGAAGGCGAGUGGGUCGAACUCCUGCUGUGCGGUGAUAUCCAAGAAAGCAGUCGCCAAAAGGCUGAAGGACCAGCUGAUCCGGCAGUACCCUGAAAUUGGCGACUCCGAGGGGGAUGCGAUGGCAGGAUUCCCGACCGAGAUGCAGGACACCUUCAGCUUGCAGUUCGGCCAGCGUUUGGGGGGCACAGCCUCGUUGUGGACCCGGACAGACAUGAACUGCCCGAUGCUCAUGGUUUGCCUGGAGGGCAAGCUCACAGUGGGCGGGGUGCCAUCGAAGCACCUGCAGGCCGCGACCUUGGCAGAGCUGCCCAAGAAGCUCGAGAAGAUGAAUGCCAAGGAUUUGGCCCAGCUUGUGAAGACCAAGGGCUGGAUGGUUCAGGUGCAGGCUCAAGGCAGCAUCGUCAUUCCGCCAGACACGUGCUGGUUCGAGGUUUCCUCGGGGGAGACUGUGCACAGCCUCAGGAUGCUGAUGGCUCGCGAGUCGCUGGCUGGGCCAAUGAAAGCUUUCUUGGAGAAGAUGCAGUCGGAGGGCAGUCUCCAGGAUGGCGAUUCUUACUCCAAGAUGCUGGCAUGGCUCCGAGGGAACAAUGCUGCGGCAUAG